UGAAGAGACGACAACACAACGACAGAGUAAUUCUAUUUAAUUUUAUAUCGGAGUGUGUUUUUAGUUGUCUUACGGUGGCGGCGAAAGAAACAUAAAAAGUGAAACUCCAAGACGCCAAGAGGAAAAUAAUGAGUGACGAAGCCAAUAAACGGGUCUAUCCCUCAGCACCACUAGAGGAGGUUGUGCAUACGGAACAGCAGCAACACUUGUUGGCCAAACCAGCACCGCCAUCCUAUGAUCAAGCCAUUGGAGCAGAACCCAUCACACAUCAACCUGGUCAACCUACAACUGCCGGCGAUCCCCAUGUGGUGGUCAUAACACAACCCACCACUGUCUAUGGACCCACGCCCGUCGAUGUCCAGUGUCCCUAUUGCCACAAUAUUUGCCGUACCCGACUACGUGCCAAACCCAAUUCCCGUACCCAUUUGUUUGCCCUGAUACUUUGUUUGUUGCAGUUGUAUUGUUGUGUUUGUCUGCCCUACUGCAUUGCCAGUUGCAUGGAUACGAAUCAUUACUGCGGCAUGUGUGAUCGUUAUUUGGGAACAUAUCAGAGAGCGUGAUAAGAAAGUAUUUGAAAUAAAUGUGUAUAUAUUAGGGUGGUCCAUUACAAAAAAGUGAAAAA
Molecule: messenger RNA, 622 nt
Organism: Musca domestica (house fly)
Lineage: Eukaryota; Metazoa; Arthropoda; Insecta; Diptera; Muscidae
Product: lipopolysaccharide-induced tumor necrosis factor-alpha factor homolog
Exons: 3
Coding region: 129-560 (143 amino acids)
Molecular function (GO): zinc ion binding
Source: RefSeq, a predicted model, not a curated record